AUGGCUACCCUCGCAACACUAGAUGCCGUCGAAUUCUUCGUUGCUGGGAAGAGAAACCUUCGUGUGUACUACCAAUUUGACGACGACAAUAUCAUCCGCGAGUCCUGCUUCGCCCAGGACUUUGGCUGGUUUGUUAACGGGAACGGAAUUGUUGCAAAGAACGCCAAACGUAGCUCCCCUAUCACCGUCACACGGUGGACUAUGCGAGUCUACUAUCUGGACCAUGCAUACAAUAUCUGCGAGGGUAAUAACCAUCUAACAAGCCCAUGGACUUCACAGGCUAUUGGCAAUGUGGCAGAUACGGAGAUCGGGCCUGGUUCUCAGCUUGCAAUAGCUCGUCCUGACAAGGAUGACGAGUUGCUAAGGUUGUUUUACCAGGGCAAAGAUGCCACCCUGCGCGAGAUAAGAUAUGACUCCAGCGAGCAGAACUGGUCGGUUCAAGACAAUCCGAUAAUUUCGGGCGCUGUCACAGGCACCCGGCUAUCUGCAGUGUCCGACAAAGCACGACAGGCGGUGCGCCUAUAUUAUCAAGACAACGAUUACAGGCUUCGCGAGGUAUAUUGCGACGAGGAUUAUAGAUGGCAUAACUCGAAUGAGACGUCGCUUAGCAAGCAGAUGGCUUCUGAUAUCCAGCGACCAAUUGGGAUUCCGGUAUCGCACGGCGGGGACGCCGAACAAGAAGCGAAGAUAAAGUCAGAUUAUCAACAACCUCCUCAGGACCCUUUCAGUGAUAAUGAUGGGGAGAAUAUCGACUGGACCGAGUUUAAAGCUGUUGCCACAGACCGCCAAUUGCCGGUGGCUGCCGUUGCGAUCUCGCCAGAUGGCAAGCUCCUUGCCACUGCGGAGCAGCCUCCCAUAUACGCUAGGAUCUGGGAUGUGCAAGAGGGUACUGAGCGCAAGAGAAUCUCGCGCCCGGUGCUUCCCAGUUGGCCCUUGAAUGGGAUAGCUUUCACACGGGACACCGAGAAAGUCUGGGUUUCAUGUACGAACGGCGCUGGUGGGUCCGGCAUUUGGUGGUGGAAAUGGCAGAGCGAUGAGCCCGGUGGUGGUCACUCUACUGCCAUGGCGUAUUACGGAGUGACGAUCUCGCCAGAUGGUAAACUGCUCAUAAUCGGCAAUAAUCUCUGGAGGCUAGCCUCAUCUCCCCCAGACUUUCCCGACUUUCUAGGAAAUUUCUCAGAUGAUCAAGCUCUCGCAUUUUCACGAGAUAAUAGUCUCGUUGCUGCGGCUUCAGGCAACACAAUCAGGAUCUGGGACGCUGCCAGAUUGGUACCUGUGAAGACCCUCAAUGGUCAUUCGGCCCAAGUUACCAGUGCUGAGUUCUCGCCAGAAGGGGAUUCGAUUGUAUCUGGCUCUUGGGAUCAUACUGUUAGGCUUUGGGACUUGGCCAAGGAGAGCGUGAGGAAAGUGUGGGACCAUCAAGACAAGGUCGGUUGUGUCACAAUCUCGCCAAACGGCAAGUGGGUGGCUUCCGGAUCCAGAGGCGAUGGGAAACUCAAACUCUGGAACGUUUCCCUCUCAAAGGAGUGUGCUGAGUUUCAGGGUUAUGGGGGUUCUGGCCGCGAUAUCAUUUUCGCGCCAGACAGCAAUCUACUAGCAGCCGUGUGGAAGCAGCCUCAAGGGGUCAGGAUAUGGAGACUUGGUUCUUAG
Aspergillus viridinutans is the source of this 1650-nucleotide messenger RNA. RefSeq lists its product as uncharacterized. The transcript is spliced from 5 exons. The record is from RefSeq and is a predicted model, not a curated record. Lineage: Eukaryota; Fungi; Ascomycota; Eurotiomycetes; Eurotiales; Aspergillaceae. Gene Ontology annotation, molecular function: protein binding. The coding region runs from base 1 to 1650 and encodes 549 amino acids.